CCUGCAGUGGUCAAAGAUAUGGACAAGACUGCAUCUCUGUGUGCCCUCAGUUCUGUGAGGUUGGGAACCUGAGUCAGUCUGUGUGUGAUCACAUCCAUGGGACCUGUCUGCUAGGUUGUCAGGCUGGCUACUUAGGAUCCAUGUGUGAUGAGUCCUGCAGUGGUCAAAGAUAUGGACAAGACUGCAGCUCUGUGUGCUCUCAGUUCUGUGAGGUUGGGUACAUGAGUCAGUCUGUGUGUGAUCACAUCCAUGGGACCUGUCUACUGGGUUGUCAGGCUGGCUACUUAGGAUCCAUGUGUGAUGAGUCAUGUGACCAUGGAACUUAUGGAACAGACUGCAGCUCCUACUGCUCUCAGUUCUGUGUAUCAGGGAACAUCAGUGAGUCUGCCUGUGAUCAUACUGAUGGUAGAUGUCUUUAUGGAUGCCAGGCUGGAUAUCAGCUACCCAAGUGUAACCAACAAUGUGACAGGGGAACCUAUGGCCAGGACUGCAACUCUACCUGCCCACAACAUUGUGAGAAUACUGACAUAAACGGGUCUGUCUGUAAUCACACUUCUGGAGCUUGUACACAGGGAUGUCAGCCUGGCUACACAGGGCUUCUUUGUGAUGAAC
Candidula unifasciata is the source of this 612-nucleotide messenger RNA. Lineage: Eukaryota; Metazoa; Mollusca; Gastropoda; Stylommatophora; Geomitridae. The record is from the annotation of a GenBank genome assembly.